AACAAAGAAUAGUGCCAACAGUGCCAGCCUGUUUGCAGGCUAAUUAGUAUUCUUACUUCACACAGAGGGUCUGGUUGUUUAAAAUCCUAACUCCUAAUUUUUCCAUUUUAAACAUUUUGUGUGUAACAGUGUGUUGAGAAUCAUGAUGAUAAACAUCGAUUGAGUUUUGACUAAUUUUGAAGAUUGUCGAUUCUCACUUCUAACUGUAAAAAUUGAACUAUUUCAUUUUGUCCCGUGCGGAAGCUGUGGAUUCCAAUUUCAAGAUGGCGGAUUGAUUGUAUAACAUUAUUACCACUGAUUAUUACAUGCACAAAGAUGCCAUUCACAAAAUGUCUCUGUUUGGGAGCUUUUCUUGCGGGAAACUUAAAAAAGAGGAAAAGAUGGACCUUAAUACCACAUCAUAGGGAUUAUGGAGCAGAGGAGGAGGAGAUGAAAAUUUCUGGUGUAUCUCUCAUUGCUGAUUGAUGGAUAAUUAUGAAAUAAUCAGUACCAUUGGCCGUGGUGCAUCAGGAAAGGUGUUUUUGGUUCGAAGUUGCAAAGACCAUAGACAGUAUGCUAUGAAACAGAUCAUUCUUAAUUCAAAAUCCAAUACGAAAGAAUCAGUUCUGAAGGAAGCAAGGAUCCUUUCCAAACUGAAGCAUCCUCACAUUGUGACUUGUUAUGAAUUUUUCUUUGAUGAGCGUGAAGAAUGUUUGUCUAUUAUUCAGGAUUAUUGCGAUUGUGGAAACUUGGAGGAUCAGAUAUUUUUGAAAAAAGAGAAACAUAAGAACAUCGAAGAAGAUCAAAUAAUGGAGUGGUUUGUUCAAAUACUCAUGGCUGUUCAAUAUAUUCACUCAAAAAAGAUCUUGCACAGAGAUUUAAAGACACAGAAUGUCUUCUUGAGCAAAAGUAAUAUCAUCAAGAUUGGAGAUUUUGGAAUUGCGAGAGUAAUGGAGAACACGUUGGAUAUGGCGGAAACAUGCUGCGGUACUCCUUGCUAUUUGAGUCCAGAGUUAUGUCAAGAUUUACCUUACACCUCAAAGGCAGAUAUCUGGGCUCUUGGCUGUUUGCUUUACGAGUUAUGCUGUUUGCGUCCUGCUUUCAGUGCUGGCAAUAUCGUGAGCCUGUUUUACAAAAUCGUGUCUGGAGAGUUUGAGCCUUUACCAUCGAUGUAUAGUGAGGACCUUGCAAAAAUUAUUUCUCAAAUGAUGCUGAAAUCACCAGAAGAAAGGCCAAGCGCCGCGUCAAUUCUCGAUGCACAAUACGUAAAGCAUUAUUUAUCGCUGUUUAGUGAUGGAAAACAGAAUUCAAAAGAGCAGCAACGUUCUAGUGAUGAGGCUUGUCGUAGCUCAAGUCAAGACCAACGACCUUCAAUCCUGUCUCACGAUGAGCCAAGCUGUCCUGAAUAUCCCCAUGAUUUUGAGGCGUCGUCAUCGAACGAUGAACGUGAAUAUUCGGACGACUUUGACGAUACGGAUGAAUCUGUGAAGGAACCGUUGGCAGCUAGUGAGGGAGACUGUUCGGCGAGUAAAGUUUGUGUAAAAAUGGAGAGUUAUUCCGAUGAAGAAUUUGAGUCUGAUUCCGAGUCCGUACAAGAUGUGCUUACUUCAGCGCUCGCCGAUCAAGAUUUACAAGUUGACGAAGAAACGGUAGAAGAUGAUGAUUACCAUCUGACAACAAGAACGUGAUGUUACAACGCACGUAGCGUUUGAUUGCGAUGUGCUGGAUCGCACGGAUUAACAAUGAAACUAGUCGACAUCUGUGAAUUUAACUGCAUUAGGAAUGGAACUUUUGAUCACGAAGAAACCUUUUAAAGAAUUUUCUUGCUCCUUACCGCAAGUCAAUGGUUAUUCUGUAGUUUAUCUUUGAUAACAAAGCCAUGAUGGUGAAGUCUGUCACGUUAGUGUUAACUAGCGAAAACACCUGAACUAUUAUACGUUCAAUUUUUUUGGACUUAUCAACUACGAGACGUCAUUGCAAACGUAAGUACAUGCCACGUACUUUAAAGAUUUGUGCUUGUACAAAGCAAAGUUUGUAAACUGAGGUAAAGGAUGAGUACCGUCAAAUUUUUACUCAUUACUAAAAGCAUUCGAAUUUGAUCGCUGAUGUGUUGGAUGGAGCUAUCUCACGUAUAAACAGGCAAAGUCGACAACAUCUGUUAAUGUAACAACAAAAUGAAUGUAACAUUGCGCAAAACCACCUGCUAUAAAGUCAAAGGAUGGUUAUUUCGGUGAUUUGUUUAAGUACGAACAAUGAAUGUUCAACAAAUAAACAAUCAUGUGGAACAAAUACUUCAUGACAUACGUAAAACCACGCUUAUAAAGAUAUUAUGAACAGUUAAAAUAAUUUCUAUUACUGAGUUUUUAGAGAAUGGAAUGCGACACUUAGUAUAAAUUCAGAAAAAAAAACACGCUCUCCGAUAAGAAUGAUGAAGGAGAAAGGAGGAGGAGAGCGAAUAAAAAAAGAGAUAGGCUCUCACUCAAAUAACCACUCUUAAAUACACUAAGUCUUUUGAUAAAA
Xenia sp. Carnegie-2017 is the source of this 2499-nucleotide messenger RNA. Its product is annotated as serine/threonine-protein kinase Nek4-like. Bases 465 to 1667 code for a protein of 400 amino acids. NCBI's taxonomy places the organism in Eukaryota, Metazoa, Cnidaria, Anthozoa, Malacalcyonacea, Xeniidae. The transcript is spliced from 17 exons. Gene Ontology annotation, molecular function: protein kinase activity; ATP binding. Gene Ontology annotation, biological process: protein phosphorylation. The record is from RefSeq and is a predicted model, not a curated record.